AUUGCGCUCCAUACAACGUGUUGUGCAAACAACCCGUGCCUCCAUGUGGCACCACGUAUACACGGGCAGUACCGCGACCACACCGCGAGGUUCCGGCACCAUUACCAACCGCCCGGCGGGCACGAGAAAAAGCAGCUGUUUGUGUAAAGCCGCGAAACGCAUCUUGCGCGCGCGACACACUCCCCGUCAUCCGCGGAACCGCGAACGGUUUAGUGGCGAUUGUAACGCCGAACCAGUAGCUUGUGCCGGCACGAGCAGUGACAGAAACGGUUCCGAACGAAAGGAAAACGAGGCUCGACACAACCCCGCGAAAGGUUAAUCUUUUUUGUUCCAACGCUCAAGAUGGCCACCGGUAGAAGUACCCUGGCCGAAAGCCUGCGGGAGCUGUACCAGUUCAGCGUGGUCGACUACUGUAUGUUCGGCUUAAUGCUACUCCUUUCGGCGGCCUGUGGCAUUUACUUUGGCUUCUUCAAAAGGUCCACCGGUUCCGGCGACACCGGUACGCCGGAGAGCAGCAGUAGCGAUGAUGAGUCGCCGGGCCCUCGGCGAUCUUCUGGGGCCCCCGCCGGAAAGAAGGCGACCACGUUCGGGUCGUCGACAAUGGACGAGUAUCUGCUUGGCUCGCGGAAGCUAAAGGCGUUCCCGGUGGCGAUGAGUCUCGUCGCGGGCUACAUUUCCGGCGUCACCAUCCUCGGUACACCGUCGGAGAUCUAUAACUUUGGCACACAGUACUGGCUGAUCGUGGUGCCGAUCCUGCUGAUGGGCUACGCCGUAUGCACCGUCUAUCUGCCGGUGUUUUGCUCGCUCAAGUUGAACUCUUCGUACGAGUAUCUGGAAUUGCGGUUCAAUACGCAUGUCCGCUCGAUCGCCUCCGUCAUGUUCGUUAUCGAUGAGUUACUUUUCCUCCCGAUGAUCAUCUACGUGCCAGCGUUGGCCUUCAACCAAGUAACUGGAUUCAACCUUUACGUGAUCGGUGCGAUCGUGUGCGUCGUUUGCAUAUUCUACACCCUGCUGGGUGGCAUUAAGGCGGUCGUGUUUACCGAUGCGUGGCAGGUGGUGGUAAUGUUCAUCUCGGUCGUUGUCGUCGUGAUCAUCGGUACGAUCGCGAUCGGAGGACCGGAUGUCAUCUGGGAUCGUUCGGUAGAGGGUGGACGUAUUGACUUUUUCAAUAUGAAUCCCUCAAUGUAUGAACGACAAACCUUCUGGGCUGUGCUGAUUGGAGGGUUUUUCUAUUGGACCUCGUUCAAUUCCGUCAACCAGACGAUGGUGCAGCGCUACAUGUCGCUACCGAAUCUGAAGAAAGCGAGGCUCUCUAUCGCGAUGUUCACCGUUGGAAUGGGUGUGUUUGUUUCGGUUUGCUGCUACGCCGGGCUGCUGCUGUACGGUAAAUACUACGAGUGUGAUCCGGCCACGAUCGGGCUGGUUACGACGGACGAUCAACUGUUUCCGCACUACGUGAUGGAGGCGGUCGGGAAGCUGAAGGGAAUACCGGGACUGUUCAUUGCCGGUGUGUUCGGGGCCGCGCUGAGCUCACUGUCAGUCGUGUUGAACUCCACCUCAGCUGUUCUGCUUGAGGAUAUCCUGAAAGGUCUGUUUCGGGUGAAUCCAACCCCGUUCGUGGCGAAUAUUUUUGUCCGUGGAAGUGUUAUUGUACUGGGGUUGGCCGCGAUGGGCUGUCUGUUUAUCAUCGAGAGGUUGGGCGGUAUUCUGAGCGUAGCCUCUUCGCUGUCCGCCAUUGCUGCCGGUACGACAUGCGGAAUCUUCACACUGGGAAUGUUGAUCCCUUGGAGUAACACAAAGGGAGCCCUGUUUGGAGGCGUUUCGGGAGCGCUUCUGUCCGGAUGGGUUUCGCUAGGAAGUCAGUUUGCCGGAGCGUCCGGUGAGCUUGUGCCACACAAGUUGCCCGUCUCGGUCGACGGUUGCAUCGAAGAUCUGCUUACGAACGUCACUAUGGUGCGUCCUGCCUACCCGGAUGAGUCCGGUGUGUUUCCUCUCUACCGGCUGUCGUACCACUGGAUCACCCCGAUCGGUGUGCUGACGGUGCUGAUCGUUGGUACGAUCGUUUCGUUCAUAACGGGCCCGCGUGAUCUCCGGUACAUCGAUCCUGAGUUGAUUUCGCCUGUCAUCCAUCGGUUUCUACCACAAGAAUCGUUUGGUCACUACGGUACCGCCAGCAAGACCACAGGCGUAGUGGUUUUUGCCGAAGAAAUGAAACCACAGACCAGCAUGCCUGCAGUCACUGGUGACAGCUUGCCUUACGGUACGACAACGGAUCAAAACUUACAAGCGACGAAAUCUCGAUGAUAAACCAAGUACUCUUCUUCGGGCCAGAACUUGCCAGAGUUCGUGCAAUCAACACAAUCGAUAGCCUCCAACGGAGUGCACUCCUUCCUGGGGGAUUCCAUCCGGAAACCGUACUGAAAUGAUACUACUUCCCGGAUGUGUCCUCCGCAAGAAUGAAUCUGACCAAUCUUCGAUGACUGUUGCACCGAAGGUGAGACGGGCAGAAUGUAGAGCAAAACAAACCAAGAAUGGAUGGCAGCAAUGGUGCCAAUGGAGUGUGUCCAUUUUAAGGUGUGUUUCCUUUUUUUUACCAAGACUGUGUACAAAUAAGAUCAGUUGUUUACCUAUGCCAGGAAGCGGAGUGGUUUGAGUGCGUUUUUUGUAUCACUAGCAGUGUAAGACACUUUAUUAUACACGAUUUAGAUAUUGUUUUCGGUACCAAUCUACCUACAGGCACGAGUUUUGGAUUUUUAAUGUGACAAAUUUGUAUACUUAAUCUAUACAUCGAUCAGAUCCCCAGCUUCCUACCCCAUACAACGUUACACAAUCUGUGAUAGACUAUGGUGCAAAACGCAACGGAGUAUCGUACGAUCGGUUUUUGUUGUUCGAAUCAAGACUAGUUAGGUUUUCCGUUGCGGAUUGGUUAAAGUUUGAUGUUACGCGUUGCGAAAGACGAUCAAGUGUUAACGAAGGGGUUGGCACUGUUCUUACCGGAAUUUAGCCAUUUAAAGAGCGUAGGAAUAUUAUUGAAUAGGUUUAAACUGUUUGUGUAUCAGAUAUCAAUAAAGAUGAAAUCGAUUUACGAU
Molecule: messenger RNA, 3089 nt
Organism: Anopheles coustani
Lineage: Eukaryota; Metazoa; Arthropoda; Insecta; Diptera; Culicidae
Gene: SLC5A11
Product: sodium-coupled monocarboxylate transporter 1
Exons: 8
Coding region: 343-2304 (653 amino acids)
Biological process (GO): sodium ion transport; transmembrane transport
Cellular component (GO): membrane
Molecular function (GO): symporter activity
Source: RefSeq, a predicted model, not a curated record